GUGGCGCCACGACGAGCCACGUCGUCGCGGGGAUGUGGGCGGCUCUCCACACACGAGCGUCAGUGGCAACUUGGCAAGCGAUUGUGGUGGCGGGCUGUCGCUCAUCCCCGCCACGGCGUGGCGUCACUUUAAGUAUGUAGAGGAGCCGCGCGUACUAACGACUGUGGUGGAGCGACGGACACGUGACGGUUAUGGACGGUAACAUACCAAACAUUGAGGAGUAAGCACAUUUUCCUCUUUGCAUAUCAUAUAUAUACCAAUACCAUGACUACACUCGAUAUCCAUCGAUUCAUUACUGAAAUUGAAAAUCGGCCAGCAAUAUGGGACGUACGCUGCAAUGACUACAGCAGUAAAAUUGCUAAAGCCAAGGCAUGGGAGGAGAUGUGUGACAUCUUCGUGUCUGGCUACAGAGAGAUGGAUUCUCUUGGAAAAAACAAAGCAGCUACAGACAUACAACGGAAGUGGAAGAGUUUGAGAGACUCCUUUAGAAGGGAAUUGGCAACAACCAAGAGAGAAAAGUUUAGAUCUGCCCAAGAAAGUGGGAGAAAGGAGUAUAUCUACUUUAAACAGCUUUCUUUUCUUCUUCAAAUUUGCAAGACAAGGGUAGAUGAAAAUGAAGGUGCAGAGGAUCUAACUGAGGGGAGAAAUACAGAGGAAGACCUUCGUCCACUGAAUCCUUCCACUCAUCACCUGAAGAGGAAGAAACCUCCACUUUCAGAUGAGCAAGUUCUUUUCAAAGCUUUAGCAAGGAAAGCCAAUGCGCCAGAUGACUCGGAUAAACAAUUCCUGCUUAGUUUGCUGCCGGACUUCAAAUGUAUUCCUGAGAGCUUAAAGCUAGAUGCUAAGAUUGAAUUAAUGAAUAUACUUAAGAGAUAUAAGCAGCAUCCAACACCUGCUAAUCAGCAAUAUUUCCCUCCACAAGGACCACAAAAUAAUUUCUUCCCAGGUUCAAGUUCACCAGCGAGUCAUACACCAGACAAUUUCUUUCCUAAUGAUAUGAAUUCACAAUCAACAGCAACACAAAGUGAACCAAUUCCAACUGUAGAACAAAAAUUAACAGGAAAAAAAAGUAACAGAAAAUAAAGUAACGGAAGACAAGAAGACCUAUCAAGAAACAGUAACAAGAAAAAAAGUAACAGGAAAAAGAGUAACAAUAAUACUGAAUGCUAUAGUUUCUUUUUUCUCACUCUAUUUGUGAAGAUAAGUAUACGCCACGCUAAUAGUCACGAUAAGCGUAGGCCAUUUUGAUAGUGAAGAUAAGGGUACGACAACCUAAUAGUGCACGAAGAUAUGUCGUUCUGAUAGUGAAGAUAAGUGUACGACAACCUAAUAGUGAAGAUAAAGUGUACGCCACUAAUAAUGAAUAUAAGAUAAGUGUACGGCGGCACUCUUAAUAGUCAAGAAAAGCGCUGACCAUUCUGAUAGUGAAGUGUACGCCACUCUAAUAGUGAAGAUAAGUGUACUCCAUUCUGAUAGUGAAGAUAAACGAAAUUUUUACCUUACAAUCAGGAGAAACACCAUUGAGAACACGAUUCUCUCAAGAGUCAAGGAUGUUUAUCCCGUUGGUAAUAUAAAUAUCUCGUUAAUUUCUCACUAAAACCGUAAAAACGUCCUUAAAAACCAUGUCAUUCAGAAAGUUGUAGACAUGGGGUGAAAUAUUGCAAAAUGGAGAUCUCCAAAAAAAAAAAAAAAAACGAUAUAUACCCAUCUUAAAACACUCAUCUGAACAAUCUCUCUCCACGCAGGCCUCAUUGUGUUGUGCACCGUGUAUGCUGUGCCUAACCUAACACUACUUCCUUUUGUAUUUAUCUUCAAGAAUGGCCAUUGUUACUUUUGUAUUUAUAUUCAAGAAUGGCCGCUGUUAUUAUUUAUUAUAUUUUACUAAAAUUAGAACUGACUUUUUCCUGAUACUUUGUGAAAAUAUUAAGGUUUUAAUUUUUUAAUGUUUUUAAUAUCUUAAAUGUUUUAAGGUUUUCUAAAAAAUAUAUUUUCUUUUGUAUUUAUCUUCAAGAAUGACCACUCAGUUUUUUUCCUAAAUAAAAUAAUUAGUGACUUUUUUUGCCACGUACUUAUUUCC
Messenger RNA from Portunus trituberculatus (swimming crab), 2077 nucleotides. RefSeq lists its product as uncharacterized. Gene Ontology annotation, molecular function: DNA binding. Gene Ontology annotation, cellular component: nucleus; transcription regulator complex. The record is from RefSeq and is a predicted model, not a curated record. NCBI's taxonomy places the organism in Eukaryota, Metazoa, Arthropoda, Malacostraca, Decapoda, Portunidae. The transcript is spliced from 2 exons. Bases 265 to 1083 code for a protein of 272 amino acids. Gene Ontology annotation, biological process: regulation of transcription by RNA polymerase II.